Molecule: messenger RNA, 1323 nt
Organism: Durusdinium trenchii
Lineage: Eukaryota; Dinophyceae; Suessiales; Symbiodiniaceae
Source: the annotation of a GenBank genome assembly
AUGUCCAAGUGCUUCAAGCGGACACGAACGGCUGUGCUGCUGGCGCUGGCUGUGCUGAUGUCAACCUUGGUGGCACAGCCCUCCACCUUCGCGGUCGCGCGGGGCAUUGACCACCCACCCGGCCCGGGUGUGGCGGGCGUCCAGCUUUUCGGAGGAAGGCCACCGCGACGUGGAGCGUUGUCUCGACAUGCAGCUACUUCUGCUGGAAGCGUGCCAGCAAAAUCUUUGCUGCCUAUCUCAUUGUCUGUCUUUGUCCAGAUGCUGGGCGAAGGCAUUGCCAUUUCGACCAUCCCUUUGCACCUCCUGAGCUUUGGGGCAACACCCCUGCAAGUUGGUCUCGCUACAUCCUGCUUCUCUGUGGCUCAGAUGGUUUGUUGCCCUGCUUUGGUAAGUGCCUCCAGCAAGUUUGGACGUCUGCGAGUAUUGAGGACAUGCUUGGCAGGGGCAGCGUUCGCUUCAAUGUUGAUUUCUUUGUCGAGCAAUAUUCCUGGAAUUCUGCUGGGGCGAUUUCUGGCAGGUGCUUUUGGUGCUUCAGUGCCUGUCGCACAGGCAGCCGUCACAGAUAUUGUGUCAGAGGGUGCUGCUACUGCGCUGAGCCGUGUAGCAGCUGCCGCGCAGUUAGGAGUUGUUGUUGGUCCUGCAGCUUCUGCCUUUCUGGCAGCGCUGUUGGGCAAGGCCUUUGGGUGGCCAUCGAGUCUCUGCGUGCGUGGAGUCUUCGGCCUCACUGGCAUAGCUGCUCUGAUGGUCUUGGGCCUAUCAAUGGUUGUUGACCUUGAGCGUCGCUUGUUUGCAGCCAACUGUGCAGUGAGUGGGACAGUCAGUACCUACUGCCUCUUUGCCAAUCGAUGCUUAGGCUACGACCAGCAGAAGCUUAGCUUGGUUUUCUCCACGGGAGCUGCAACAACUGUGCUGACUCAAUUGCUGUUGUUCCCAACAUUGGUCUGGGACCUCAGAGGCCCUCAGGGAACCUGCUUCCUUGGCAUAUGCUGCGUGGCUCUUGGCCUCAGUGGCUUCUCGCUUUGCUGGCUUCAGCCAGGGCACAUGCUUUUCUACCUGCUGGUACGGAUGGGCAGUGGCUGUGCGGACACCUCUACAGCAACUUUGGUGGCUGAAAACUCUAAGCCCAAGGACCGAGCACAAAACCUCGGCUUUAUCACCUCCACUCGCGCAGCUACGCGGAUUGUGACGCCCAUUGUUUCGGCUGAUUUGUUUGAGGCUAGCUUGAACAGCCGUGCAGCCCCUGGUGCAUUGCCAUAUUUGCUGGCCUCCUCGUUGGCUGCUGGACUCAGCCCAGUGCCAUUGAUGCUGCGAGGGAAAAGUUGA